UCUCCGUUUUCUCUCAAUUUGCUCUGAAAAUCUCAAUGUAAAACCUGUUUUACAAUUUCACCAGUAGCAAUAAAUGAUAAAUCUACUACUACCCUGUUUUUGUUACCGCAUUUUCUUGCUUUCUACCCUCCUGGGUCUAUAAAAGCGUUCCCCUUACCAGCUCCAAAGGAGGGAUUUUUGUCUCCUUCAGUCACUCAUCUUGCUCAUCCAUGGCGGUUCUGCUAAGAUCUCUGCUUUUCUUUACGCUUUUCACUCUCUUUCUCUCCCACAUUGCAGUGAACGUAUCAGCAUCGACAAUCACACUUUACAACAAAUGUCCACACCCAGUUUGGCCAGGAAUCCAAGCCAGUGCGGGCAAACCCCUGUUAGCCAAAGGGGGAUUCAAGCUCCCACCCAACAGAGCUUACUCCCUCCAGCUUCCCCCCCUCUGGUCCGGCCGCUUCUGGGGCCGUCACGGCUGCUCCUUCGACGCUUCCGGCAAAGGCAAAUGCUCCACUGGUGACUGCGGCGGAUCCCUCUUCUGCAACGGUCUCGGCGGCGCACCUCCGGCCACUCUCGCCGAAAUCACUCUCGGCCAAGAACAAGACUUCUACGACGUCAGCCUCGUCGACGGAUACAACCUUGCCAUGUCCAUCACCCCAUUCAAAGGCUCCGGCAAGUGCAUGUACGCAGGGUGCGUCAGCGACCUGAACUUGAUGUGUCCGGCUGGGUUGCAGGUCCGGUCGCAGGAUAACAAGCGGGUGGUGGCCUGUAAAAGCGCCUGUUCUGCUUUUAACUCGCCUAGAUAUUGCUGUACCGGGAGUUUUGGUAGCCCGCAGUCUUGCAAGCCGACUGCUUAUUCAAGAAUCUUCAAGACUGCUUGCCCUAGAGCUUAUUCUUACGCUUAUGAUGAUCCAACCAGCAUUGCGACUUGCACGCGCGCCAACUACUUAGUCACCUUCUGCCCUCAUCGCCGCCAUUGAUAAAAGCUUUUUCAUCUGGUUAUCAUCCUUAUUAUUCUUGUUUUAUCUCUAGACAUCUUUGUUAUCUUCUCUCUGGACUGAUACUAGUAGAGUUGAAGUUAUUAUAAUAUACUUAUUUGAUUAGUACUGGACUUGAAUUAUUAAUGAAUACUAAUAUAUACUAGAAGGAAAAGUUAGAUCGUGUCAUACUGGUUUGUGUUUUAGUUGUUUUAGGGUAUUGCUGUAGUUCUUGAUGGGAUUGGUAAUGGUUGCUGUGAAGGAAAAUGGGGUCGAAAUGAGAAUGAACUGGAAAGUGGUGAAUCA
This is a messenger RNA of Carica papaya (papaya), 1265 nucleotides long. RefSeq names its product thaumatin-like protein. The record is from RefSeq and is a predicted model, not a curated record. NCBI's taxonomy places the organism in Eukaryota, Viridiplantae, Streptophyta, Magnoliopsida, Brassicales, Caricaceae.